UCUGGCUCGCACAAGCGAAGCAGGACGACAGAGGAGCCGGUCGGCUGAGGGACUGGGGCUAGAGAACCAGGGCUAGCCCGGACGGACGCGUGUCCCGUGCCGUGUCCCGUGCCUCGGGUAGGGGGGUGGCAGCAGGCAGUCAGUGUCUCGGGUGGCGGGGCCACGAUGGAACUCCUGCGGACUAUCACCUACCAGCCCGCCGCUGGCACCAAGAUGUGCGAGCAGGCGCUGGGCAAAGCUUGCGGCGGGGACUCGAAGAAGAAGCGACCGCAGCAGCCCUCUGAAGACGGGCAGCCCCAGGCCCAGGUGACCCCGGCGGCCCCGCACCACCAUCACCACCACUCUCACUCGGGACCCGAGAUCUCGCGGAUUAUUGUCGACCCCACGACGGGGAAGCGCUACUGCCGGGGCAAAGUGCUGGGCAAGGGUGGCUUUGCAAAGUGUUACGAAAUGACAGAUCUGACAAACAACAAAGUCUACGCUGCAAAAAUUAUUCCUCACAGCCGAGUAGCUAAACCUCAUCAAAGGGAAAAGAUCGACAAAGAAAUAGAGCUCCACAGAAUCCUGCAUCAUAAGCAUGUGGUGCAGUUUUACCACUACUUUGAAGACAAAGAAAACAUUUACAUUCUCUUGGAGUACUGCAGCCGAAGAUCCAUGGCUCAUAUCUUGAAAGCGAGAAAGGUGUUGACGGAGCCAGAAGUCCGAUACUACCUCAGGCAGAUUGUGUCAGGACUCAAGUACCUUCAUGAACAAGAGAUCUUGCACAGAGAUCUGAAGCUAGGGAACUUUUUUAUUAACGAAGCCAUGGAACUGAAGGUUGGAGACUUUGGUUUGGCAGCCAGACUGGAACCAUUGGAACACAGGAGGAGAACAAUAUGUGGUACCCCAAAUUAUCUCUCCCCCGAAGUCCUCAACAAACAAGGACAUGGCUGUGAAUCCGACAUCUGGGCCUUAGGCUGUGUAAUGUACACAAUGCUGCUAGGAAGGCCUCCAUUCGAAACCACAAACCUGAAAGAAACGUACAGGUGCAUAAGGGAAGCAAGGUAUACGAUGCCGUCUUCAUUACUGGCCCCGGCUAAGCACUUGAUAGCUAGCAUGCUGUCCAAAAACCCAGAGGACCGCCCCAGUUUGGAUGACAUCAUUAGGCAUGAUUUCUUUUUACAGGGCUUCACCCCAGACAGGCUGUCUUCCAGCUGUUGCCAUACAGUUCCAGACUUCCACUUAUCAAGUCCAGCUAAGAAUUUCUUCAAGAAAGCCGCUGCUGCUCUUUUUGGUGGCAAAAAAGACAAAGCAAGAUAUAACGACACACACAAUAAAGUGUCCAAAGAAGAUGAAGACAUUUACAAGCUUAGACAUGAUUUGAAAAAGACUUCAAUAACCCAGCAACCCAGCAAACACAGAACAGAUGAGGAGCUCCAGCCGCCUCCCACUACAGUUGCCAGAUCUGGAACAUCCGCAGUGGAAAACAAGCAGCAGAUUGGGGAUACGAUCCGGAUGAUCGUCAGAGGGACUCUUGGCAGCUGCAGCAGCAGCAGUGAAUGCCUUGAAGAUAGUACCAUGGGAAGUGUUGCAGACACAGUGGCAAGAGUCCUUCGAGGAUGUCUAGAAAACAUGCCAGAAGCCGACUGUAUUCCCAAAGAGCAGCUGAGCACGUCCUUUCAGUGGGUCACCAAAUGGGUCGAUUACUCCAACAAAUACGGCUUUGGGUACCAGCUCUCAGACCACACUGUUGGAGUCCUUUUCAACAAUGGCGCCCACAUGAGCCUCCUUCCAGACAAAAAGACAGUUCACUAUUAUGCAGAACUUGGCCAAUGUUCUGUUUUCCCAGCAACAGAUGCCCCUGAACAAUUUAUUAGUCAAGUGACGGUGCUGAAAUACUUUUCUCAUUACAUGGAGGAGAACCUCAUGGAUGGUGGCGAUCUCCCUAGUGUUACUGAUAUUCGAAGACCUCGGCUCUACCUCCUCCAGUGGUUAAAAUCUGAUAAAGCCUUAAUGAUGCUCUUCAAUGACGGCACAUUUCAGGUGAACUUCUACCAUGAUCAUACAAAAAUAAUCAUCUGUAACCAAAACGAAGAGUACCUUCUCACGUACAUCAAUGAGGACAGGAUAUCUACAACCUUCAGACUGACAACUCUGUUGAUGUCUGGCUGUUCGUUAGAACUGAAAAACCGUAUGGAAUAUGCCCUGAACAUGCUCUUACAGAGAUGUAACUGAAGACCCUUUUGAGUGGACCCUAUGGGACUCUUUUCCACUGUGAGAUCAACAGGGAAGCCAGCGGAGGGAUACAGAGCAUGUUGACGAUGGACAAGUGGUGGUACGACUCCUCCAGUUCCUCAGUGGCCCGCUGGACUGCUGGAACCAGACCAGCCUAAGGUGUACAGUUAACUUUGGACAAUCCACGAGUGGCGCCGGCUGCAGUUUUCCUUGAAGUACCUGUCUUUCAAAGGUCUAUCGGACAAUUUUGCAGAAAGAUGCAUUGACUCUUACGUUCUCUCUGUGGAGAGUGUUUCAGCCAGAGGACUUGGAACUGUGAAUAUACUUCCUGAAGGGGAGGGAGAAAGGGAGGAUGCUCCCUUGUUGUUUAAAGGCUACAAUCAGAGCAGCUUUUGGCUGCUUAACUGUGAACUAUGGCCAUAUAUAAUUUUUUUUUUUUGGUUAUUUUUGAAUACACUUGUGGCUGGAAAAAAUGCAUUCCUUGUUAAUAAACGUUUUAUUUAUUACAGCCCCAAGAGCAGUAUUUAUUAUCAAGAUAUUCUUUUUUUUAUGUUGACCAUUUUGAACUCUUGGCAAUAAAGAGUAUAAAAAUAAAA
Messenger RNA from Peromyscus maniculatus bairdii (prairie deer mouse), 2810 nucleotides. RefSeq names its product polo like kinase 2 (gene Plk2). Gene Ontology annotation, cellular component: cytoplasm; centrosome; spindle pole. Gene Ontology annotation, biological process: regulation of synaptic plasticity; mitotic spindle organization; G1/S transition of mitotic cell cycle. NCBI's taxonomy places the organism in Eukaryota, Metazoa, Chordata, Mammalia, Rodentia, Cricetidae. The record is from RefSeq and is a predicted model, not a curated record. Gene Ontology annotation, molecular function: protein serine/threonine kinase activity; protein binding; ATP binding.